Molecule: messenger RNA, 5353 nt
Organism: Eleginops maclovinus (Patagonian blennie)
Lineage: Eukaryota; Metazoa; Chordata; Actinopteri; Perciformes; Eleginopidae
Product: semaphorin-5B-like
Exons: 22
Coding region: 260-3538 (1092 amino acids)
Biological process (GO): positive regulation of cell migration; negative regulation of axon extension involved in axon guidance; neural crest cell migration
Molecular function (GO): semaphorin receptor binding; chemorepellent activity
Source: RefSeq, a predicted model, not a curated record
CUCUCUGGCUCCUGACAGCACCCCUGCUGGUCUGAAUGAAACUUGUUAUUUACAGACAGAUCCGCUGCAGAGUGCAGACCUCUGGAUACCGUGAACCUGUACCAUCUCCCUCUGUGAAACCCGACAACUUAACCCAGCUGCAGGAAUCUCACGAUGCACCAAAAGUGAAAGGAUCUGCUGCUCUGGAUCAGAUUGGUGAUGGUGAACAAGUGUUUUUUCCUGAGGACCUGAAGGAAGACUGGAUGUGGUUGUAGCAGCUAUGGGUGAGUCAGGGUGGGGGGUGCGGUCCCUCUCCCUCUGUGGCCUGGUGCUGGUUGUCUGCGUGUCCGUCUGUCUGACUCAGCAGCCCAAAGUGAAGCCAGCAGAGUGCAGCAGAAAGGAGCAUCCUGUCGUCUCUCACCAAGCGCUGAGGCCGUGGAUGUCCGAGUUCUCCCAUCCAGGAGUGAAGGAUUUCUCCCAGCUGGCCGUGGACCUGAGCAGGAACCAGCUGAUUGUGGGAGCAAGGAACUUCCUCUUCAGACUGAGUUUAAGUAACGCCACCCUCAUUCAGGCGACAGAAUGGGCACCGAAUGAAGAGACAAAGCGCUCAUGUCAGAGCAAAGGGAAAUCAGAGGAGGAGUGUCAGAACUACGUCCGGGUCUUGUUGAUAAGCGGGAUGACACUCUUCACAUGCGGCACUAAUGCUUUCACCCCCGUCUGCAUGACCAGGCAGGUGGGUAACAUCAGUGCGGUGUUGGACGCGGUGAACGGUGUCGCCCGGUGUCCGUACGACCCGCGGCACAACUCCACCGCCAUGGUGACGGAGCGAGGCGAGCUGUACGCCGCAACGGUGAUCGACUUCUCCGGACGCGACCCCGUCAUCUACAGGAGCCUCGGGAACAUGCCGCCUCUACGCAGCGCUCAGUACAACUCCAAAUGGCUCAACGAGCCUCACUUUGUGUCGGUGUAUGAGAUCGGUCGGUUCACCUACUUUUUCCUGAGAGAAACGGCGGUGGAGAACGACUGUGGGAAGAUCGUGUUUUCCCGCGUGGCUCGGGUCUGCAAGAACGACAUGGGCGGUCGUUUCCUGUUAGAGGACACCUGGACCACCUUCAUGAAAGCCCGACUCAACUGCUCCCGCUCUGGAGAAAUCCCCUUUUACUACAACGAGCUGCAGAGCACCUUCUACCUCCCGGAGCAGGACCUGAUCUACGGCAUCUUCACCACCAAUGUGAACAGUAUAUCUGCUUCGGCCGUCUGCGCCUUCAACCUGAGCGCCGUCACUCAGGCCUUCAACGGGCCCUUCCGUUACCAGGAGAACCCCCGCACCGCCUGGCUCUCCACCCCAAACCCCAUACCCAAUUUUCAGUGUGGCACACUGGAGGAGGGCGGACCGGGGGGGAACCUGACGGAACGCAGCCUGCAGGACGCCCAGCGGCUCUUCCUCAUGAACGACGUGGUGCAGCCGCUCACAGUCAACCCUCUGCUCACCCAGGACAAUCUGCGCCUCUCCAAGCUGGUGGUGGACAUCGUGCAGGGCCGGGAAACCCUCUACCACGUCAUGUACAUCGGAACAGAAUACGGCACCAUCCUGAAGACUCUCUCCACAACCAAUAAAAGUCUCCAAGGCUGCUACCUGGAGGAACUCAGGCUCCUCCCCCCUGGGCAGAUCGGACCAAUUAAGAGCCUGCAAAUCCUCCACAGUGACAGAUCCCUGAUUGUUGGGCUGGACGACAGGCUGUUGAAGAUCCCGUUAGAGCGCUGCUCCAGCUAUCAAAGUGAAAUUCACUGCCUGGAAGCUCGGGACCCGUACUGCGGCUGGGAUCUCAAACAGAAGCGCUGCACCACCAUCGAGGGGAGCUCCAACAUGAACCAGUGGACACAAAACAUCACCCAGUGCCCAGUGAGGAACCUGACACAGGACGGAGGUUUUGGUACGUGGGCACCGUGGCAGCCGUGCAACCACGAUGACGGCGAGGGAUCCGUCAGCAGCUGUGUGUGUCGGUCCCGCUCGUGUGACGGACCUCUGGCUCGGUGUGGCGGCGUCGAGUGUAAAGGCCCGACCAUCCAGGUGGCCAACUGCUCCAGGAAUGGCGGCUGGACUCCCUGGUCUUCGUGGGGUCAGUGCAGCAGCAGCUGUGGGAUCGGGUUUGAGGUGAGGCAGCGCUCCUGCAACAACCCGUCGCCUCGCCACGGGGGCAGAAUCUGCGUGGGUCAGGGUCGAGAGGAGAGGCUGUGCAAUGAGAAGAAGCCCUGUCCCCUGCCUGUGUCGUGGACAGUGUGGGGACCCUGGGCUCACUGCAGUGCUGAAUGUGGAGGAGGGGUCCACUCCAGGACCAGAACCUGUGAGAACGGCAACAGCUGUCCCGGAUGUUCAAUGGAGUAUAAGGCGUGUAACCUGGAGGCCUGCCCCGAGGUGCGCCGUAACACCCCCUGGACGCCCUGGAUGCCAGUGAACGUGAGUCAGGACGGGUCGAGGCAGGAGCAGAGGUUCAGGUACACCUGCCGCGCGCUGCUGCCCGACCCCCAGCAGCUGCAGCUGGGCAAGAAGAAGAUGGAGACCCGGUUCUGCCCCAACGACGGCUCCGGAGCCUGCCAGACUGACUCUCUGGUUGAAGACUUGGUGAAGACGAGCGGGCGAACCCCAUCCCAGCCUCAAGGUGUGCGCUGGGGAUUGUGGGAAACGUGGUCCAGCUGUUCUCAGCAGUGUUCAAGAGGCUUCAGGACCCGGAAACGGAGCUGCUCCACCGGGGAGGGUCGGACCAACCCCAGCGCCUGCGUGGGAUCACCUGUGGAGUAUCAGGACUGCAACACCCAGCCGUGUCCAGUGAGUGGAUCCUGGUCCUGCUGGUCCUCCUGGUCCCAGUGCUCGGCCAGCUGUGGGGGAGGCCACUACCAGCGGACUCGGACGUGCAGCAACCCCCCCCCUGCCAGUGGAGGAGACAUCUGUAUCGGCCUGCACACUGAAGAGGCGCUCUGCAACACACACACCUGUGAAGAUUGGGGUGAGUGGAUGGUUUGGGGGGACUGCGAUGACGAGGGUCUGCAGCAUCGUACCCGUCGCUGUGGGGAGGAUCAGGCGCCCGAGGCCGGUCUCUGCCAGGGGAACGUCACCCAGUCUCGGCCCUGCCAGCCUCACGAGGUCCCCGUUAUUAUACCUGGGCAGGAGGAGCAGAGCUGUGGAACCUUCACUUUGUUCCAGUUAGUCGCCGUGGGCUCAGCCAGUUUCUUUGCAGCGGCGCUGCUGUCUGCUCUGGCCUACAGCUACUGCUACCAACUGAACCGAGCAUCCGCUGAGUCAGCCGUCAUCCACCCCAGCACCCCCAACCACCUGACCUACAACAAGCAGGGCAACGCCACGCCAAAGAAUGAGAAGUACAUCCCCAUGGAGUUCAAGACGCUUAACAAAAACAAUCUGCACGUGAACGACGAGACGUGCAACCACUUCCCCUCCCCGCUGCCCGCCAGCAACAUGUUCGCCACCACGUACUACCCCCCCAGCCUGGGCAAGUACGACUUCCACCCAGACUCGCCCUGCAGGACCUACCUGCACAGCUGAGAGGAGGCCAGGCAUUGAACACAACCCUCUCUUUCACUCACACAAAACACCACCAUGAAGUGUCUCCUCAUUCAUAGAAAUACAGGAAGAUCUGGAUUGUGUUGUUGGUCAAAAACACAGCAAACAACAUCAUAAUUUAGUCAAAUUUGUAGAUCUUUAAUGAGUUAAGGAUUUCAGUUUUAUUUCCAUAGUACACUCACAAAGUCUCCUGUUCCAUUAAAGCUCAUGGACUUUUUGUUCUGGCCCAUUCUUCAAAAAAUGGUGGUUCAUGAAACCAUCACUCCCAGUACUUUCCCUCACUUCAUCGCCCUGUGUGUGCUCAGGACAGUGUGAGGGACUUCUUGGACGAUGUUUUUAUCUGGAUGUUCACCGGACUGAGAGGAGAGACUCAUCUGCUAGUUUUCCCUUUCCCUCAUUUUCAGCAGGUGGGUUCAGAGGACUCAGUAAUAAUGUACAAUAUUUACCCUGGACACAUAAGACUGAUAUCUGUGAUAAAAACCAGAGAACUGAACUGAUGUGUUGUGUGAAACAUCACCGUUCUUCAUCAUUAACAGUGAGAAGAAGCGAUGAAAUUACAUUUUUCUGCAGAAAACACAACGGAAAAACACUGAAGAAGAAAACACCUCACUACCGUAUGUGCUGUACAUUUAAAAAAUGAUGUGUUGACUUCUCUGUCAGCGGAUAAUAUUCAUUAUUUUCCAUAUGUUCACAGAUGUCACUGUAUGAAAUUUGAUCGAUUUUGAGGCAUUUUUUCGUCGGUCACGCUCAUAUUUCUGGGAUGUAAAUGUGUUAAAUAUCACACCUGUAUUUUUCAGAGACUCUCACCCAAGGAUGGACAUAAAUUAGCCCCCCCUUUUUCAUCUGCAGUGCAAAAGAAAAGGAAACUCCAUGCCUUUUGUUUUUAUAGAAAGGAAUGGAAAACAAUGGCUCCUCAAAAACAGGUAAAACAUAUUUUGUGUGGAGAAAAUGUUCUGCAGAAAUAUAAUAAGUUGAAGCUUGGAGACUCUUUUUAAAUUAGAAACUUCUUGGUCAAUUAAAGACAGUACUUGGAGGGACAAGAACACACAGUAUUUUGUCUCUCAAUUCAAAAUGUGUUACUGGUGUUUGUUUUCCACUUUUCUGUAGAUUUUGAAGGCGUUUUGCUUUCAAAUGUGUUACAUGCUCCCUGAGAUUUAUGAAUUAGGCCAUACCUUCUCUUAGGGGCAGUCAUUUCUGUCAAGUAUCUUGAAAAAACAGUACAUUUUGGUGUUUUUCUACCUGCAUAACACUAAACGUCUAAAAUAUAUAAGCUUACCAAGUCAGGAAACUUCUUGGAAAUGAGCCUGACCCAAAAUAAUAUGCUAGAAAACAGGUCCAUAUUUCUAAUAUUUGAGUCCCUCGAUCCUGCACAAUGUACAUAUCCCAUCUUGUGUUCCUAAAUUGUAAAUACCAUGCAAUGAAUCCAGGUGGGUCUCACCGUCCGCAGUGUUAUGUAGCCUCAAAAACCCCACAAACUCACACAAAAUACAGGAAUUUCAAGUGUACAAAUAUGUGUGUAUGUAUUUGGCCUAAAUAUUAGCGGCAUCCUCCCCCUGUGCUGUGACAGAAAAGGUUGUGUUUUGUACUUAGAAACCUCUUUUUAAAGAUCCCUAUGGACUUCUCCCUGCUGUUAAAAAAUGGUUGAUGUGAAUUUGACUUAACACGGCCUUUUGGACACUGUGAACUUUUGCUACUCUAUAUUUUUGUAUGAUGUACACUGUUAAAAAAAAGGUGAAUAAAUCCAUUUUGAUGCCAGUAUUUUGCUCAUGCAUGCUACAAGCUCAACUGCACGAUUAA